AUGGCAAAGUUUGAGGAGGCGGAGUUCAAGCCUUUCGAAGGCGAGAGGAAGGAGUUGGAGAGGCGCAGCGUCACAGAGACCGUCUUGAACUGGUCGCCAGAGCCUGUGAGCUACGCUCCUCACUGCCUGGCACGUGAGAGUCGGGAAAAGAUCAUUGGUGCUGAGCCUGUUGAGGGCGAGCACUACCUCAGCAAUCAGGAGAAGCAGAAAGACGUUGUGGGUGCUUGCUAUCAUGCUCUCGGAGUGGACAGCACUGGCGCCGCGGCAGUGGAAACUUGGGGAGAAGACGGGGUACCAGGAAAGAAGAACACGGAUUGGCAAGAGCCACACGCAACUUGGAUAGUGUCGAUGCACGCCAAUCCAUCCUUUCCUGGCUUGACCGCUGAUGCAGUUUGGGACUGCAGCACGCGUGACAUCAAUCGAGGCUGGAAGAUGGCGAAUUGGGAGAGGCAAACUGACAUGGCAACAGAUUACUUCGAGAACGCCUUCGAGCCAGCUUACAAGACCAUUUGCUCUUCCAUUGUUGGGGUCAUAACCUUGGCUGGAGCCAUAGCUGCCUAUGCCGGCACCAAGAACGAAGUCAGCGACAUUUGUGAAUCCAUAGGUGCCAACGCACAAGGUGGCGCCUUGUAUGCGCUCGAGGUUACACAAGACUACCGCAACAAGCGCUUCAUUGAGAGCGACUUCGCUGACUGCAACCCACUGCAGAACACCAUGGCCAAAGUUUACUGCGAUCUCGCUUGCGUGGAAGACGCAGUGAAGAGAGGUGACCAGCAGAUUCUGAGUUCCAUUGGCACGAUGAAUCACAACAUACUCUCUGAGAUGAAGGCCUUCUUUGACCACUACGUCUCUGAGAUUUUCGUGCGCCUCACGCACAUCGAAGACAAAUCCAGCCAUGAGACUCAGCAGCUGAAGCAGGCUAUGGACACCUAUGCCAAGGCUGAUAUUGAUGCCGUGAACUCCAAUGGCAAGCAGAUCAUCAGUGCCAUGAACUCGCAGCACUCUGCCAUCAACAAAAACCUUGGGGACGCCGCGAAGCAAAUCUUUGAUCUCAACCAUGAGGAGCACAAGAUCAUUGCUGCAAAGAUGGAUGCUCAUUUGGACGCCACAACUGACGCAAUCGACAAGCUGCAGGAGUCGACGGUGCAGGGCUUCAGCGAUGCGUUCAGCGAGUUUUCGGAUUCCCUACAGGAUCUUCACAAGCUUCACAACGCCACGCGCAACGCAUCGGAAGACUUCUCCACUUGGGCGAAGGACUCCAUGCACAAAAUGAGUGGUGAGAGGCUGCAGCAGAUUCAUCAGAGUCUCCAACGCUUGCUCUCGAGAAUCCGUUCCAGAAAGCAAGCAAACGCGACGCUGCAUGAUGUGUGGUCCUUGCAUCAGGAUGCCCAGGGAACUUUGCAGGACUUGCUGAGCUUUAGAAGCACGAAGCAUUCUGCCACCAACCCAGCACCACGGCUGGAUGCCGACAUGAAGAAGCUGCUGAAAGCUGCGGAGUUGUCGAUUCAAAGCCAUCAUCUCUCCUCUGAGCGGAUGGGCAAGAGGAUGGGAGCGAUGCAGUCCUCCGCAGCCUCAAGAUGGUUCCUUGAGGAAAAUCUUGAGAUGCAGCUACAAUCGCAGCUGGUGCAGUUUGACAAGGUCCUGCUAAGCAUUCGUCAGGCUGCCGAGGAUUACUUGGAUGCUGCCAGCGAGCAGGUCGAGCUAACUGCACAUGCCACAGAACUCACGAACCAGUACUUGUCCGAGUGCAGUGCGGACUAUUGGGAGCUACAACUUGCAUCCCAGAAAGCCAUGUCUUCUGGCAAGAAGGCAGCCAAGCAGGCCCGGGUGGCUGUCAGCCAUGUCACUCAGCAGGUGGGCCUGUUGGCUGAUGUCGUGGUUGAUGGCGGCCUCCUUCGCUCUAUCGUGGAAGAAGCUGCUUUGAAGCUUUCCCGGGAAAGGUUGGACUCGGCACCUCAAAGCAGCGUCCCCAUCGUGUCCUUGCACAAAGAGCUAUCAGGCGUUCACACUCAGCUCUUCCGGGAGCUGGCACGCCGCAUGCGCCCGAUCAUGCCCAGGGCAUGGGCGGCGCUGCAGCUCGUGCAAGACCUGCAGAUGCGGCAAGAGAUGCACGGCAUGGCGCGCGCCGGCGUCAAGGACGCUGAGCUGAUGCUCUCAUCCUGGCAGAGAUUGGACGCGGAGAUGCAGGAGGUGGUGCGCUCAGCACGAACUCCGGACAGCGCGCUUGGCACAGUCUUUAAGAAACACCUGGAGGAGGCCCUGUUGACGCGCGCGAAGGCUCCGGAAGAAUGUGAGGCCGCUGGCUGGGCGCUGUGGGGAAACCUCACCAAGGAUUCCAAGAUGUCCGAGGUGGUGUUGGUGAAGGGCAUGGCCCAGUUGCUUUUGGAGAGCGAGGGCAGGAAUGGCACCAAGUUUGACUUGGCCAGCGAGACUGGAGCGAUGGUGUGCUCCUUGCAGCCUCAAAAACUCGAAAACACGACUCUCUCCAGAACUCGACCUCUACGAGCAGGAGAGAUGGUGGUUUGCUUGAAUGAGAUGGAGCCAGGUUGCAAUGCGGUACUUCCCAACGGCAAAUCUGCUCUGAAUGCCGCCGUCCUUUGGGGCGUUUGAAAUUGCACAGGCUGCAAUGCGUUGCCACCCAGUUUUGCGCAGGAGCUAUGGGGCAAAUCAUUUCGCUGUGCUGUGAAGGCUAUGAUGCCAGAUGUUGGACCUGCGCCGUACGUGGCCAGAAAAAGCA
Molecule: messenger RNA, 2737 nt
Organism: Effrenium voratum
Lineage: Eukaryota; Dinophyceae; Suessiales; Symbiodiniaceae
Source: the annotation of a GenBank genome assembly